Molecule: messenger RNA, 2562 nt
Organism: Penicillium taxi
Lineage: Eukaryota; Fungi; Ascomycota; Eurotiomycetes; Eurotiales; Aspergillaceae
Product: cell differentiation and development protein Fsr1
Exons: 4
Coding region: 1-2562 (853 amino acids)
Molecular function (GO): protein binding
Source: RefSeq, a predicted model, not a curated record
AUGUCAUGGCCAUCCCAAUCGCCUAUGGGCGGUAUGGGGGGAAUCGCCGGGGCGAUGGGCGAGGGUCACGCCAAUGGUGUUCCCACGCAGGGCACUGAAUACACGCUUCAGGGCGUUAUGCGUUUUCUACAGACAGAAUGGCAUCGCCACGAGCGCGAUCGUAAUGCCUGGGAGAUUGAACGCGCCGAGAUGAAAUCUCGCAUUGGCAGGCUUGAAGGAGACUUACGAACAAGCAAACGUCUACACGAAUCACUUGGCAAACAUGUUCGGUUGAUGGAAAUUGCAUUGAAGCGAGAGCGGGAGAAUGUGAAAAAGCUCUCUAAUAAUGAGGAGAUCGAGGGUCCAAAAGACCCUAAAGAGCUUGCGCGCGAUGGUGUCAACUACCUGAAGGAACAACGUUCUUCUUUCAAUUUAGGAGCCGGUGCAAACCCAGAAGAAUCCGAACACCACAAUCCUCAAGCUGUCGACCCUGAUGACGGCCGUGAAAAGUCUCGUGGCUACUUGUCUAAGUGCGCGCAAGAAAUCGCAUACCAUGUUAUUCCUACAUCUCAUCCACUCCCGGACCUCAGUGACCCGGAUCUGGCCCAUGGUUAUGGCAACCCCCAUCUGUCGCAACAUAUGUCGCAACAGAUGUCACAGCAGCUUGAGCAGCAUAACUUGGAGGAAGCAUACUUCAAUCGACACAAAGCUAAUGAGAAAAUAUACCAAGAGAGGGAGCGGGCAUUGCAAGAGAGGGAGAUGGCCUUACAGAACAGCCAACAAGGCGGCCAGUACGCAGAAAAGCCAGGCAUGGUAAUGGGUCAGCAUCAGUUCGGUCAAGCAAUCUCCCAGAAUACUGUUGAUCGGCGACAGACGGAGCCCCAACAAACCCCCAUAACUGCCGUCGACCACAGAAAGCAGGCGCAGACACUUGAACACGGGCUUUCAGAUGAUCCUGCCUCUACUCAACAUUCAGCAUACGAUAAUCAGGGCCCUCAAGCGGGGUUUAAAGAGAAUUCUCCGCAUAAUACGAACGAUGAGAAGAAGGAAGAUAUGGAUGGUUGGAACUUUGAUGAACCUGAGGAGCAGCAGCAGCAACCAGCUCUCGAACCCAUUCCAUCUCACCGUCCCGACACUGAUGCUUUUCCCAAUGCCAACUUUGUAGGAUCCAAGUCGCCGUCUCGAGGCGGAUCUAUCUCUCACCGGCGAAAGAGCUCUGGAUCAUAUCGCAAGAGCGACAGUGCAUCCGAGUCUCGAGACUCUGCCUCUACUUUUGGUCAACAAGAUGGUAACUUCAAAGUUCGAUUUGCUCUCCGUGGACACUUAGAUGUGAUCCGAUCAGUGAUAUUCACUGGUGGUGGCAGUCCCUCGGAGCCCGAAAUUUGUACUUGCAGUGAUGACGGAACAAUUAAACGAUGGAUCAUCCCUGCGACCUACGGCACAUUCGGGGCCCAUGGACCGAGUUCUAGCAAUGAUUUGGAUAUCACUUGCUACUUUACUCAUCGUGGACAUGUGGGUGCAGUCACCUCAUUGGCAGCCUGCUCUCCCUCUCAGAACAUAUCUAACGGCGGUCGAGCUCUGGGUGAUGGAUGGGUCUUCUCCGGCGGACAAGAUGCUAGUGUGCGAGUCUGGGAACGUGGUCGGGUUGAUCCUAAGGCUACCCUGGAUGGUCACACAGAUGCCGUGUGGGGUCUCUGCGUCCUUCCAGGGACCGCAGGCUCUGUCUUUGGCGACUCAUGUAGCCACUACGGCGGUGCAGACCGUAUCCUGCUGGCAUCCGGUGCGGCAGAUGGUCGCAUCUUGAUCUGGGCUGUUAGUGCGCCCCCGCUCGUCUCAUCACCCCAAGCAGGAUCGCGUCGCCAGGGUGGAAGCCGACGUGCAAACUCGAUAUCUUCUGGGUCCAACUUCCCGUCAUCUCCCCAGCCAAGUGUCGCCACAUCAACUCCCUUCCACUACACCCUUGUUCAUCAAAUUGUGCGGGGUGGUGAUUCUCCUUCGCCAACUUGCAUAAGCCCUCUGUCAUUAUCUGGAGUUAACUUUGUGGUAUCAUUCACAGAUGCUUCUAUCCUUGUAUAUGAUACCAGGACUGGUGAAGAGAUUGUCGGCAUGGCUAGCCUUGAAACAUAUGAUGGAACUCCGUCAACCGGCGUCAAUUCAGUCGUCACUUCAACCAUUGGCUUUGAUGGAACUGCUAAUUUGGACCCCAACCGAACAAUGGCGGACGAGGAAGUGGUUCACGGAGCUACUGGUUCAAGUAAUGCUGAAGGUGUGAUUAUCAGCGGCUAUGAAGAUCGAUUUAUUCGCUUCUUCGAUGCCAACAGUGGUCAAUGCACUUACACGAUGUUGGCCCACCCGGCUGCGAUUGCCGCUUUGUCGUUGUCUCCGGAUGGCCGCGAGCUUGUCUCAGCUGGUCAUGAUGCAAGCCUGCGCUUUUGGAAUCUCGAGAUGCGCAGCUGUAGUCAGGAAUUGACCAGCCACCGACUUAUGCGUGGUGAAGGCGUCUGCGCUGUUGUCUGGAGCCGUGAUGGCCGCUGGGUUGUCAGCGGUGGCGGAGAUGGCGUGGUUAAGGUCUUCUCUCGAUGA